Dictyostelium purpureum is the source of this 2421-nucleotide messenger RNA. RefSeq lists its product as uncharacterized. Bases 1 to 2421 code for a protein of 806 amino acids. Lineage: Eukaryota; Evosea; Eumycetozoa; Dictyosteliales; Dictyosteliaceae. The record is from RefSeq and is a predicted model, not a curated record. The transcript is spliced from 3 exons.
AUGUUAAAACUAAAUAGUAGUGGUAUUACAAAAUAUAGAUUAUCAAUAUUAAAAGAACAAUAUUAUAAUAUUAAAUCAUUUUCAAAAUCAUCAAAAAAUGAUAUAGCGAUACCUCCAUCUCAAGAUGGCUUAUUAAAUAAAGUGGGCUCAAAAGAACAAAGUCCAAAGAAAGAAAGAGUGGCUACAAUCAAAGGUUGGAGUGAGGCAGAAAAAGAGCUUGUAAAGACUGGAAUGGAAAAAUUUGGAAAAAAAAACUAUCAGGCAAUUCAAGAAUUUGUUGGCACAAAAAGUUAUGUCCAAUUAGUUAAUUAUAUGAUGAGCUUUAGUAUAGCUGAACAAAAGCUUAUUGAAAAACAAAGAUUAGCGGAAGAGGAAAUUAAAAAGGAGGAAGAAAGAAAACUAGAGGAGCUCAGAGUUAAACAACCCUUAUUGGUUGGAAAAUACGAUAUAUUCGAUUUUGAAACCAAAAAAGAAUCAGAUAAGAUGCUUGUAUCUAUGCCCACAGUUUUUCAAAAGAACAGGGGAAGAAUUAAAAUUUUUUAUGAUCAAAAUAUGACAAAAGCCCAAUAUUUCAAACCAUAUAUCGAAUUACUUUCAGAGAAAUCAGAUGUUAAAAUUCUUUAUUACGCUAGAAUUGCAAAAACUCCAGUCCAUUUCAUAGAGAGUGAUAUUGAAUUAACAAGCAUGUUUUCAUUUGAAAAAAAACAAAGUCAACUUUAUUUAUUUAAUUUUCUUUCAAAAUACUUAGGUUUUAAAUCACUUAAUGAUUGGUUAAAGAUUGAUAAUUCUAUAAUUAACAAAUAUCUUUUGGAUAGGGUUUUACAGAAUUAUGGUGGUUCUUUGGAGCUUUGUUUACUAGAGUUAUAUCCUAAUCAUCCUUGGAUAUUCCCAACUUUCAAAAGAACAAAGGAUUUACUAGUUUAUAUUAAAACCAAACGUUUAAAGGAUUCAGGUUAUUUAAAUGAUGAAAAAAUCAAAUUAUUAUCAGGCGAAACAGAUUUAGAGGACUUUAUUAAAACUAUACCGAGUAAUAUUUUAAAAAAUAUAUUCCCUCCUGUUAUAUAUCAGACUUAUUCUAAAAAUGUUUUUACAAAAGAAAUGUUAUUGAAGAGACAUUUAAAAUAUAAAUACAGUGAAGGAAAAGAGGAGCAACAACCAACAGAGGAACAUCAGCAACAACCUGAUGAUCCAGAAACAGUACAACAAAAACUACAAGAGAUAUCUAGAAGAAAUAAGGUUACAAAAGAGCAAUUAUUGAAGGGUAUUUAUUUCGAAUCAGAGGAAGAAAAGAACAAAGCUUUAAAGUUUAGCAACAAUGUUUAUCAAGUUGAAGUUGAAUCAAACCCAUUUUUCAAAGUCUCAGCUCGUUUAAAGGAUCCUUUUUCAAAGAUCAAAUCCUUUGAUCCAACAAUUAAUGUUUUAAUGUUUAAAGCACUUAACACCAGAUUAAAAACAAGGCCACAUUAUGAAGACUUUAUUAAAAAAGUUACUUCAAGAUAUAACAUUAACUCGUCAAAGGAUUGGUACAAUUUAAAAUAUGACGAUUGGCUUAGAGAAAACACACUUCCAAAUAGUCAUAGAGAAUAUUUAUUUUCGAGUUUAGAAUCACAAAUCCCAGGUAUUGAGUUAAGAGGGUUCAAAGAUAAACAUUUUGUAGAUUGUUUCUUCUUAAGCGAGGCAAGAUUAAAGGUUAGAGAAAUUCUAUGGAGAAUUGUUAGAGAACAAUUUGGUGAAAAAGCAACUUUAGAAGAUUGGUACAACUUAGUAUUUAAAGACUUUAAACAAAAUGAUAAGGAUGAGCUUAAAAACAUUUCAAAAUUUUCAAGUAUUCGUUUGGACCAUUACAGUGCUUUCGCUUAUCCUUAUUAUGACUGGAUUUUAACUAAAUUCACUCAUUUCGAUCAAAAUUCAAGAUCUCCUUAUUCAAUUGAAAAUAUUUUUAGAGAUGAUACAGAAAUGAACAAUUUAGAAGACUUUUAUACAACAAAUCUCGAAAAGGUCACCUCAUAUUUUUCAAACUUUUCACUCUAUAGAGUUGCAUCCAAAAAAUUCCUUCAGGAUAAUGUGUAUUUAUUCAAAUUUACUCAGUUUAGAGAGUCUGAAUUCAAAAGUUCAAAUCCAAAUACCUUAUACAUACAUUCAGAAAGAUUUUAUCAACAUUUAGUUAGCACAGAAAAUUUAGAGCAUCCAUUGGAUUUCAUUCAUUUCUAUUUAAACAAUCGAAACAAUAUUAGCGCAAGCCCAACUUUCAUGGAAUAUGGUUUACCAUUAAUAUUAAAAUCAUAUUUUGGUAUAGAACCAAUAAUUAAAGCAAAUGAUUUAUCUGAGGGUAAUAUUAGGGAACUCUACAAACUUUUCGAUAAAAAUAUUAAAGAGGAAAAAGAUGUUUUAAAAUUAAGUUUUUCAAAAUUAAUAAAAUAA